GGGAAACACAAAUGUCAACACCAAAGAAUAGCCUUUUGCUUUGCACAUAAAAACUCUCACUUUCUUGCCUCCAAAUCUUUCCUUUACCAAACAAUUUCACUCCUAUAUCUUCUCUCUGUCUCGCUAUCUCUUUGCUCUUUUAUUCAUGCGAGCCAAAAUAAAUGGAAUCUUUCAUGAGACUGGUCCUGGCUCUGUAUCUGUUCUUCUUCGCGUCUCGUCAGCAGGUUUCAUCAGAAUCUAUUACCAGAGAGAGUUUUCCAGAUGGGUUUGUAUUUGGGACAGCUUCUUCAGCUUACCAGUUUGAAGGAGCUGUGAAUGAAGGAAACAAAGGAGAAAGCAUAUGGGACACUUUCACCAAGAAACCAGGAAAGAUACUGGAUUUCAGCAAUGCAGAUACAACGGUUGAUCAAUAUCAUAGAUUCCAUAGUGAUAUAGACCUUAUGAAAGAUCUGGGAAUGGACGCUUACAGAUUCUCUAUAUCUUGGACAAGAAUAUUCCCUAAUGGAACAGGGGAAGUAAACCCAGAUGGACUUAAGUACUACAACAGUCUCAUAGACGCGCUUUUAGCCAAGGGAAUCAAACCUUAUGUGACAUUGUAUCACUGGGAUCUCCCACAAGCUUUAGAAGACAAAUAUGACGGAUGGCUAGGCAUUGAAGUCGUGGAUGACUUCGAGCGUUAUGCAUUCACCUGUUUCAAAGCAUUCGGAGAUAGGGUGAAGUACUGGAUCACUUUCAACGAGCCACGUGGGUUAACGAUCCAAGGCUAUGACACGGGGAUACAAGCUCCAGGGAGGUGCUCACUUCUCGGACAUUGGUUCUGUAAGGAGGGGAAGUCAUCGGUGGAACCGUAUGUUGUAGCUCAUAACAUUCUCUUGUCUCAUGCUGCUGCUUACCGCACCUACCAGAAACACUUCAAGAAGAAACAAGGUGGUCGAAUCGGGAUGUCGUUAGAUGCGAAAUGGUUUGAGCCAAUGUCUGAUAAUGAUGAGGACAGAGAUGCAGCUCGUAGAGCGAUGGAUUUUGGGAUUGGAUGGUAA
Eruca vesicaria subsp. sativa (arugula) is the source of this 1037-nucleotide messenger RNA. Lineage: Eukaryota; Viridiplantae; Streptophyta; Magnoliopsida; Brassicales; Brassicaceae. The record is from the annotation of a GenBank genome assembly.